AUGGGGAUUUACGAUUUCUUUGCUGCAAACUAUACUGCAGCCGCGGAAGCCACUUCAGAUUCCAGGAUAACUGCAGGCAAUGGACCACAAAAUUUCGAACUGUCGAAUGAAUCAGCGCCCAAUGGUGAAAGCACCUCCGAUUCUUCCAGUGAUUCGGACUCGACCAGCGAUCACAACGACGGCUCGCAUAAUUUCCGAAGGCCCUUUACGGAUUCUGAGAACAGCAAUAGUAGCAAUAGUAGAUCCGAAUCGGAAUCCGCAUCAGAAGCCAACAUAUCCCUGUCCGAGUCCGAAAAACAACAAUCUCGCAGCGAUAGUGGUUCCUCUUCCUCUGGUUCUGGAAAUUCGCCAAAAUCGAAAUUAAUGUACGAUGCCUGGCAAAAUAGAGGCCCAAGCUCGUCGCCUGAUAGAUCGGCGAUUGGCGCAGGAUCACAAGCAUCACCUACUAGGUCCGCUGGGAGCUCCAGCACCGAAAGUGCGUUGAGGGGACCUCUUCCAACUGCGAGCUAUGAUAAUGGGGAAAAUAGUACCGCCGCUGCAGAAGCUUCUCUGCAAACGACUGAUAGUUACGGUUGGCCAGUGUCCGCCAGCACGAAUGACGAUGAUGAUAAUAAUAAUAAUAACAACUUCGGUGCAGAAGUGUUGCAUCCGACCGCACGGGCGCUGACGGAGAAAAUGCUAAAUGAGAAAUCAUCAUCGGAUUCCGGUGGGUCUCGGACGCCACAACGGGGCAAUUCGGAAAGGCAAACGAACGACCAAUCGUCAUCAUCGGAAGAAAAAGGAGAAGAAGAAAGUGGAGGAUCAACGUCAAGGGUGCAACCAAAGAAUACUAGCAAGAGAAGAAUUGGAAAGGAGGAGAGAAGCCAAGGGGAAGAAUCUUCGGCUUCUCGUAGCAAAUCCGAAAGCUCUGCUUCUGAUGACAGCUCAGUUCCCGCUGGCCCAAUACCCAUCGAAACAAAAUUCAAAACAGGUGUAGUGACAGAAGAGAGCUUCUCCUCGGUGUCGUCGUCUUCCAGUGACGAAUCAGGGUCGCAAUCGGAAGAGUCAUCCAGUAAUAAUUCGGGGCAAUCCAAGGAAGAAUCGAGCCAAAAGUCGAGCAGUCAGUCAUCAUCAGAGAGAAGCAAAGAGUCAAAUGCAAAGAGUGAAUCCUCCAACCCGCUAAAGAGAAUGGAGGAACGGCGACAAGAGAGAAUUUCGGAAUCCGAGGGAAGCAGCGCUUCAUCACGGAGGAAUGAAAGGGAAAAUGUUGAUUCACAAACUAGUGAAGGAAAAGGGAAGAUAAAGAAUUCUUCCGAUGCAUCGUUCGGUUCGUCAAGCUCCGAAAGCCGCUAUGAAAGGAAGUCUGAUGCCAGCCUGCUGCUAGAUACAAAAGCGAAAAAGGAAGCCGCACGCAAUGAUCCGAACGCAUCAAAGUCGCCUGAUUCCAAUUCAGAGGAGUCUGGCUUCUCUCCGCUACCACCGCUACCGCCGUUACCAAAACCAAGGAUCGAAAGGUUGAAGGGUGGAUCAACCUCGAGUUCAUCAGGAUUUUCUGUUUCCAGCUCACAAACCUCAAAAGGAAGUCCUUCGGAGAAAUCGCGGAAGAGAAAGUCAGAUCGUGAAUCUUCAGGUUCUUUAGCGUCGUCUAGUAGCCGUUCAAAGUCUUCCAGGUCAGCUUCACCGAAACCAAGGGUCAAAAAGAGAGAUAGCAAAUCUUCCGGAACCAAGUCCGAAGUUUCAAUGGAGUCAUUUGGCUCAUCGUCAUCGUCGUCUUCUAAUUCAAGAACUUUGAUGAAAUCAUUUGGAUAUGUGCCACCAGAAGCUCAAGUCGUAAGUUCAGAUCGAGAUUCUUCAAGCUCUUCAAAAUCGGCUAGUGCCAAAGCAAGCCGUUCCAAAUCAAGAAGCGAUUCGCCAGAGCCUCAUAUCGAAAAGCCAGAGGAUAAGACUACAGAUUCAUCAAAAACAUCCCCAGCCAGCUCAAAGGUUUCAGCAUUUGCUCUGGGUCCACCGAGCUCUCAAAGUGAAAAGGCAAAGAGGAAGGCUGGAACUGACGCAGAAGAGGAAGUAAACAACUUUGCGCUUGACAAAAAGCUUGAGCUGAAAAGUGAUUCAAGCUCCUCGAGCCCAGAUAUCCCUGCUUCGGACGAGAAACGAAGACCCUACAACGACUUUCUUCCAAGUCCAUCAACUGAUCCUGAAGUCAGACGUACAGUCGAUGCUGUUGUUCGUUCUGAACACGAUUCUGAUGAGUUUCAAUGGGUCCCUUCGGACAAAAAUGGGUGGAUGCCACCAUUCACUCAUGUGCCCACCACAAUCCAAUCAAUACCAGCAAGAGAUGCACAGCAUAUGGAACGACAACCGGUACUCCCUCAUGUACGGAGUCAAGCGAAACAGUUUGUAGUGUCUGAAGAGAAUUACAGACCUGAUCCUCCAUUUGGAUACGCAAGAAGUAACGAAAACGCUUUUGAAAACAUGGAAAUGCCCCCCUCGUAUGGAAAUAUGCUUGCUACUGGAACUUAUCGCCCGAACUUGGGACACACUGUAGGUAAUGUCCCUCCUGUGCCUCGAAUGGACAUGAAGAUGCGACAAAAAGAGUACCAUGGCGUUCCACCAGUAACGGAGAUAUCUUUGUUCCCAAGAUACGAUGACGAAUCAACACUUGGAACUGAAGGCUUUCAUUAUGCUCCAUUCAUGAUGGGAGGUCCGAGGGAAUUUUUGAGCCAGCAACCUCAGUAUGCCAUCCCCAACACUAGACAGCUUAACACACCAGGGCCAAUGGUUCGAAUGAGCGAAGUUCUUCGGAGCGAGGGAGCAGACCCACCUGAAGGGAAGGGGCCAGGUCGAGCCUCCUCGUAUCUUCAGUUUAUCAACAAGCCAACGGCACCGGCGCCACCAGCAAAAUUCCAAGAAGCAAAGCAGGAGGAAAAAAGGCACCCAAGUCAUGCUAUUAACGCGGACAUGAGCCUUAGACCGGAAGAAAGCGAAAAUUCAUGGGUCCCAACUCAGCUCAAAAGUGAACUAAAGUCAGUAGUUCCUUUCCAACUCACUCCUCCGAAGGAAGAUUCAAAGCUCGAGGAUCCAAAGGCUUUGUUGUACACCCAAACGACAAAACCAGCAUCGAUGAAAAGCAGUUCAGCUGCCUCGAACUGGAAUCCGAUGGAGACUUCCCAAUCCUCGAGAAAUAAUGCACCCUCAAACGCGAUGGCGACGCCUAGUGGCUCCUUCAGAGCCGAGCAACUAACUAAUGCUGAUGAUGCAAUGAACGAGGAUGAGGAAUCAGAAGAAGAAGUUAUUGUUGAAGAUGGAGAAGACGAUGAUGCGUCAUCAGUGUAUGAUGAGGUCACUGUAGCCUCAGCAGCAACAAGUGACCAAAAUUCUCGACCAGCGAGCCAAAUGUCAGAGCCAGAAUCUGAUUCUGAUUCGUCAUCUUCCUCAGGAUUGUAUCAUCCUACAGGGAUACUGGACUCGUCGUCUGAGUCGUCAUCUGAGUCGUUACAGCCUCCUGCAAAUCACAGGCCUAACAUGGUGCCUCCGAAUCAACGAAAGCCGCCCAUCGUGACUCCAUACCAACGCAACCAGCCGAACAGGACUAACGAUCUUGAAAAUCAGAAACAACCUCUCAAUGGAAGACAGAAAUCGAAGAAACCAACUGCAUGUCGAAACGCCAUCAUUGCACUUGUUUGCCUUUUGCUAAUCAUUGCUGCUUUUGUUGUGGCAUAUUUUUUGACGAGGGAGGACGAGUCUGCUCCUGUGGUAGCAUCGGUGAAUCCUUCAACAAACCGCCCAACAACGUUUGGUCCAACGCAGACACCUUCACUUUCACCAACUGUUGCAUCUCUGAUGCCAUCGCUUUCACCAUCAAGAACACCAACCACAGCGCCUUCGAGACCACCGGGAGAUCCUGAGGUCGAACAGGAUGCUUACUACAAGCUAAUUGUAUCCGCAUAUCCACAAGGAGGAGAUGCGAUACAGAACCGAUCAUCACCACAACGAAGUGCAUUCGAGUGGCUACGUUCAGUGUCGAACGUUCAAGAUCUUCCUGACAACAGAGUCCUACAGCGAUACGCACUUGCGACAAUAUUUUACUCCACAAGGGGCUGGGAAUGGUCACAAGCGUCAAGAUGGUUAUCGAACGAGCACGAGUGCUCUUGGUUUUCCACCUCCACUGCAUUCGACAUAUGCGAUCCGAAUAGACAACUUACUGUAUUGUCGCUUCGAGAAAAUAAUCUGGACGGUACUGUUCCAGCAGAAGUCUUCGCACUUCUUCCUCUCAUUGAAGAAGUCCAACUUCAUGGAAACGAUCUCGAUGGUUCAAUCCCAUCAGAGGUUUCGAAUCUUAGUAGGCUAGCUUUAUUUGAUCUCUCUUCCAAUCAAGUUUUCAGUGACAUACCCUCUGAACUCGGCGGAUUAUCCAAUUUGAAGCGAAUCGCAUUGGCAAACAACAAAAUAUUCUCUACCAUUCCCACGGAACUCGGUCGCCUCUCAUUACUCGAAACCCUUGAUCUGGGAGCGAAUCAGCUAACGGGUACCAUCCCCACAGCCUUGACAAGGAUGACAAGUCUAGCUGGAUUGUCGUUGUAUGCCAACUACAUCUCAGGCACUGUUCCAAGAAACUUUUCUUCCCUCUCCAACCUCCAGCUAAUUUACAUUGAUGGGAAUUACCUAUCUGGGUCUGUGAGCAACAGUCUUUGUCAGCUUCAAGUUAGAGAGUUUUGGGCUGAUUGCGACCGAUUGACUUGCUCGUGCUGCACUACUUGUUGCACUGCUCAAGGAUGUGGAAACUAA
Molecule: messenger RNA, 4764 nt
Organism: Cylindrotheca closterium
Lineage: Eukaryota; Bacillariophyta; Bacillariophyceae; Bacillariales; Bacillariaceae
Source: the annotation of a GenBank genome assembly